UCAGGAAAUGCUAGCAAUCCAUAUCCGUUCUAGUCUUUCUAGCUAGUGAAAAUGAAUUACAAGGCUUUCGUUUUCCUCAGUCUUUUAUUUGCAGUCGAUAUUCUGGUCUCUUCUGUGGUGUUGGCUGAGACAUCUAUAGAUGAGAAAAAUCAGGAUAUAAAUCAGCUAGAUGAUGCAAAUGCCAGGUGUCAACAAGGUUGCUGCGGUGGCUAUGGCAGAUUUGGAUGCAUGAGGUGUUGCUCAAAUGCUGUUGAAGCUGGAACCAUGGUAGCCGAACCUCAAAAACCGGAAGCAAACCAUGUAGAUGAUGUAAGAAAUCAUGGUGCUGGCGGUUAUGGAGGAGGGCACGGAGGUGGAGGUGGUGGUGGACAUGGAGGAGGUGGUGGUGGAGGUGGUGGACAUGGAGGUGGACAUGGAGGCGGUGGCGGUGGUGGUGGACAUGGAGGUGGUGGCGGCGGUGGUGGCCAUGGAGGUGGUGGUGGUGGACACGGAGGUGGCGGCCAUGGAGGUGGUGGUUAUGGAGGAGGGCAGGGUGGUGGCGGCCAAGGAGGUGGUACCGGAGGUGGUCAAGGGGGAGGUGGUGGUGUAGGUGGUGGUCAGGGUGGUGGCCAAGGAGGACAGGGAGGCGGUCAAGGUGGUGGCCAAGGAGGUGGUCAAGGUGGAGGGGGUAGUGGAGGUGGCAGCCAAGGAGGAGGAGGUGGUGUAGGCGGUGGCCAAGGAGGAGGACAGGGAGGAGGUCAAGGUGGUGGCCAAGGAGGUGGUCAAGGUGGAGGUGGCUACCAAGGUGGAGGAGGUGGUGUAGGCGGUGGUCAAGGAGGAGGACAGGGAGGCGGUCAAGGUGGUGGCCAAGGAGGUGGUCAAGGCGGAGGGGGUAGUGGAGGUGGCAGCCAAGGAGGAGGAGGUGGUGUAGGCGGUGGCCAAGGAGGAGGACAGGGAGGAGGUCAAGGUGGUGGCCAAGGAGGUGGUCAAGGUGGAGGUGGCUACCAAGGUGGAGGAGGUGGUGUAGGCGGUGGUCAAGGAGGAGGACAGGGAGGCGGUCAAGGUAGUGGCCAAGGAGGUGGUCAAGGUGGAGGGGGUAGUGGAGGUGGCAGCCAAGGAGGAGGAGGUGGUGUAGGCGGUGGCCAAGGAGGAGGACAGGGAGGAGGUCAAGGUGGUGGCCAAGGAGGUGGUCAAGGUGGAGGUGGCUACCAAGGUGGAGGAGGUGGUGUAGGAGGUGGUCAUGGAGGAGGUGGAGGCAGCGGUCAUGGAGGUGGUGGAGGUGGAGGUGCUCAUGGUGGUGGUGGAGGCGGUCAUGGAGGUGGUGGAGGUGGAGGUGCUCAUGGUGGCGGUGGGGGAGGAGGUGGUCAUGGAGGAGGUGGAGGUGGUGGUCAUGGAGGAGGACAUGGAGGAGGUGGCGGAGGAGGAGGCUACGGAGGAGGAAGUGAUGGCCAAGGAAGCAACUACAGUGUAAAUGGAAGGAAGAUGCUGCAUUAAUGCAGACACAUCUCAACCACUUCGACCCUACGUGUUUAAGUGCAGCCAUGCACUCUACUCCCUCUAUAUGUAAUGUACUAGGAUGUAACGUAAUAAAAAUAUGAAUAAUAUGCAUGUGGGUUCUCUCUUUUCUUUCCA
Messenger RNA from Vitis vinifera (wine grape), 1611 nucleotides. Its product is annotated as glycine-rich cell wall structural protein-like. Bases 52 to 1473 code for a protein of 473 amino acids. The transcript has 4 exons. The record is from RefSeq and is a predicted model, not a curated record. NCBI's taxonomy places the organism in Eukaryota, Viridiplantae, Streptophyta, Magnoliopsida, Vitales, Vitaceae.